AUGGCGAGUGAAGAAAUUCAUGGAUCCGGAUUUGUUCAGGCGUCGGUGCCUCCGUCCACCCUGCCCCAGUAUCCAGAGGAAAACAAAAAAAAAAAAAGCUCAUCUUCUUUGGCCCUUAUCAAAUAUUUUUCUACAUGUUUUAUGAUUAUGGCAGCAAUUAAAGCUCUAAACGAUAAGAACGGGUCAAACAAGUCAUUAAUCUCGAAGCACAUCGAGGCCACCUAUGGGGAUCUGCCGGCGGCGCACUCCACUCUGCUAACCCACCACCUCAACCGGAUGAGAUCGACUGGCCAGCUGCUCUUCAUUAAAAACAACUACGCCAUACCCGACCUAAGUGCACCACCUCGCCGCGGCCGGGGUCGCCCCCCUAAGCCCAAAACCCCCCUGCCGCCGGGGACCGUCCCCCAGCCGCCUCGUCCGCGUGGCAGGCCUCCCAAAUCCGCUCGGGAUCCGAUGGCUCCGCCGCCGCCGCCGCAGCCCAAGGCGACGGCCACGGUAGGUACACUCUCCGGGAAGAAACGCGGCCGGCCGCCGAAAGCUUCCACAGGGAAUGUGGCUCCGCACUCUCAGACCACUGGGGGUGUGCCUCGCGGGCGAGGUAGGCCGCCUAAAGUGAAGCCAGCUGCGACUGCGCCGGUUGGGGCUUGA
Messenger RNA from Striga asiatica, 648 nucleotides. The record is from the annotation of a GenBank genome assembly. Lineage: Eukaryota; Viridiplantae; Streptophyta; Magnoliopsida; Lamiales; Orobanchaceae.